UUCAUGUAUUUUUUAAAUUUAUUAUCAAUUCAGUUUUUUAUAUAAUUGGCAUAAACAGUCUUCUGUACAGAAGUCUUCAGCUGAGGCUCAUCAUUCCCUCAUGUAGCCUCGGUCCGCCCCUGCUGACAGAGAAGAAAACAUCCACCCUCCUCUUCCUCAGCUGCAGCUUCAUCCUCCAGCUGCCGUGAUGUCUGCUGGCUGCUCGGACCUCCUCCUCCUGUGAAUCAGACACCAUCAUGAAGCGUCUCUCCAUCCUCUGAGCGCGUAUCUGCCUCACCUGCGGACUUCGGGACACUUGGAUCACCUGCAGGUUUUGUCGGCCUCGUCCAUCCUUCAUCAUCCUCCUCUUCAUCAGCAGACAUGUUGUUUAGGCAGGAUCCGUGACGCCGCGCUGACUGCUGAUGGAUGGAAGGAGCCGGAGGAGCGGCUAGAAUGACGCUCGGCACCUGCUCUCUGACCCAGCAGUACAGCAAUGGUGUAUGCCCAGACAUCAAACACAGUCGGUGUCAAUCCCUCCAUCUACUUGCCAUCGUUCAUGUAUCAGAUGUCAUUUAACUACUCCAAGAGAGAAAACUCAACUGUCCUGGCAACCUUACCUACAACUCCCCUCUGCAGCCUCGAGGGCACGUCCACUGGCCAGUUGAAUACUACCUCUGUCCCUGAUGAGCUGACUUCAGGUGAGGUUGCCGUCCUAGGCUUGGUAUUUGGGGUUCUAUGGCUGGUCUCCAUCUUGGGAAAUGCCCUCGUAUGCCUGGUCAUCCACCGAAGCCGACGGACUCAGUCCACAACCAACUACUUUGUGGUGUCUAUGGCCUGCGCGGACCUGCUCAUGAGCCUCGGUUGUGCCCCAUUCGUCCUCUUGCAGGUUGCCUCUGGACGUUGGCCAAUGAGCACAGCAGCUUGCAAGGCUGUGCGCUAUCUACAGCACCUUUGUCCAGGUGUGCAGGUCUACGUCCUGCUUUCGAUCUCAAUAGACCGCUUCUACACAAUCGUCUAUCCCCUCAGCUUCAAAGUGUCCAGAGAAAAGGCAAAGAAGAUGAUUCUGGCUUCGUGGUUAUUUGAUGCAGCCUUUGUCUCCCCCUGCCUCUUCUUCUAUGGAUCUACAUCUACAGACAGUCAUUGUGACUUUUUCCUUCCUGAGAGCUGGGGCAGCAUAGUCUACGCAGCAGUUCACCUUCUCAUUGGUUUUCUGGUCCCUGCUGGAUUGAUCAUAUCAUUCUACCAGAGGGUGGUCAGGUACAUCUGGAGGAUCAGUGCUGAUGGCCACACUGUGCGGCGGACAAUGAACAUUGUCCCGCGGACUAAAGUCAAGACCAUCAAAAUGUUCCUUAUGCUUAAUUCUGUUUUCUUCCUCACCUGGACACCCUUCUAUCUUGCCCAACUGUGGCACCCGAGGGAGUCUGAUGGGCCCAGCAGGCAGGGACUGCUUUUCUUCACAGCCAUCUCCUGGAUCUCCUUCAGCUCCACAGCAUCCAAACCCACCCUGUAUUCUGUCUACAAUGCAAACUUCAGACGUGGCAUGCGGGAGACAUUCUGCAUGUCAUCCAUGAAAUGCUACCGCAGUAAUGCCUACACCAUCACCGCGAGCUCCCGCAUGGCCAAAAAGAAUUAUGUUGGGGUGGUGGACAUCCCAGUGCAAGCAAAGAUGGUGACUAAAGACUCGGUCUACGAUACAUUUGACCGAGAAGCUAAAGAAAAGAAGGUAGCUUGGCCCACUAAUGCGAACCCUCCAAAUACCUUUGUGUGAAUGAGCUUGGACAGCUUUAAAACUGAACUCACAAACAUAAACUUGUCUAACAUAGCAGUGCCAGUGGUGGCAGGUGAAUUAGCUGGAGGCUAACAUGCUAGCACUGUAUUUAAGUAAAACGUUUACCGAAUGUGUUCAGAUUGUAUAAAGGGCUUUUUGUGAUGUGAGAAACCCUAUAGCAGCCAUAUUGGUGAUUUUUAUACUUCAGAUUUCAAUCAGAAUUUGUUUUCGUGCUGUGUUUUGAUGGAUCAUUUUCCAUGGAUAAAUUCCAUUUUGUGUUUUGAUGUCAACUUGUUAGCUAGCUAACUUUCUGUGUGGUCAUCGAUCAUAAAAGUCUUGUAACUGCAUCUGGUUUGCUACAGUAAUGUACGUGGUAGAUGCUAAUGUUAGUAAAGGCUAAAAUGUUAACAAUGACAUUAUCUGCUUUGUCACAAUGACUGAGUAACGGUGAGCUGGUUAUAUACCAAAGCCCGGGAUCCAAGCUUGUUCAAAUAAACUGGGCUGAAUCAUUGGAAUACAAUCAGGAUCAAUUAUGACUUUAACAACCAUGUCAGCAAGACCCAUUCAGGUUCAAACUUAGCUGAGUGGUCAUAGCUAAACAUGACAACAUGCAGACACUGUUUGAUUAGGUUCACUUUCAGAAUGGUGCUUAGUUCUUAAAAAGCAUCAAGGCAGAACUCGUUUGGUGUGGAUUGGUAGCUUAAAUCUUAAAGUGCGACUGCAGAGGGACUUAAGUCCUGUAAUUUCUGAUUGAGAUGGGUUCCUCAACAUCAUCCUCAGCACUGCUGUGUGGAAACGCUCGACAAGGAUAGAACCUGAAUAUUUGUCCUCCUUCCAGUGUGCUGAAAUAUCCAGACUUGAGAUCAAAUGGAUGUUUGUAGCUGUGAUCAGUUCUCAUGAAGUUUGAUCAGUGUGAUUAAAGAUGAUUUGUUAUAUGAA
Molecule: messenger RNA, 2686 nt
Organism: Pundamilia nyererei
Lineage: Eukaryota; Metazoa; Chordata; Actinopteri; Cichliformes; Cichlidae
Gene: gpr19
Product: G protein-coupled receptor 19
Exons: 2
Coding region: 473-1747 (424 amino acids)
Biological process (GO): G protein-coupled receptor signaling pathway
Cellular component (GO): plasma membrane
Molecular function (GO): G protein-coupled receptor activity
Source: RefSeq, a predicted model, not a curated record